Molecule: messenger RNA, 6295 nt
Organism: Engraulis encrasicolus (European anchovy)
Lineage: Eukaryota; Metazoa; Chordata; Actinopteri; Clupeiformes; Engraulidae
Gene: brdt
Product: bromodomain, testis-specific
Exons: 21
Coding region: 765-4271 (1168 amino acids)
Biological process (GO): regulation of DNA-templated transcription; chromatin remodeling
Cellular component (GO): nucleus; chromatin
Source: RefSeq, a predicted model, not a curated record
UUAGGCGUUUCAUAGGCAGCGACAUGUCAGUUUAGAACAAUUUACAUUCUAAAAUGACUUAGAAUCAACCAGUAGUUUUCCAACAAAUGCAUCGAAUGUUCUGGAGUGGUCAUGUGACGCCCAUAGACUAGUUGUACUUUGGGAAAAUACUCUGACGUAUGUUCCAGCUUUCUCGAGCAUUUUCGUCGUGCAACUGAAAAAUAAUCAAUUUUAGAUUAGGCGAAGGCUUUGGUGGUUUGUGCAAGGUCGAUCGUGAACAUUGUGAAUCGUUUAAACGGAGUUGUUUGUGUUUUUAUUCGUCGUCUUGGAAAAUGAAGAACCCAGUAGCACGUGAAGCGUUUUGACCAAUUGGGGCUCGAGUUCCAAACAGAAGGGUAUAAAUACCAGGCGGUUGGUCAAAGAGACGUCCGCCAUUGAAGACUGCCUUGCUGCGAAAUUUGUGUUAAAUUAAGACUGAAAUUGGUUAUUUUCCCAGUUAAUUGUUUCAAAUAUAAUAUUAAGUUGGGCAGUUGUUUAAACGCGAGUAACGGCAAGAUAUCCAGCUCGUCUCAACUUUCCAGCAGAACAUCUCGGCUCAGAACGUCUGUCUCAGUUCGGCAGUAAAAACAAUCUUGUUGUGCCAGAGACGGAAAGUGGCACGGGCAGAAGAUGCAGUGCAGUCCCCACUGAGCCGCAGCUCCCCUCAGCAACCAAAUUAGACACACAGACCUUCCUCCUCCUCCGCUCCGAGGCCCCCACCCUACACCCCCCCCCCUCCUGGAGCCAUGGCUCACGUGACCCAACCCCCCAUCGCCAGGAUGGCCGGCAACCCCCCGCCCCCCGACUACAAGAACCCCAAGAAGCCGGGCCGCCUCACCAACCAGCUGCAGUAUCUGGAGAGGGUGGUGCGCUCGCUCUGGAAGCACCAGUUCUCCUGGCCCUUCAGAUACCCCGUGGACGCUGUGCAGCUCAAGCUACCCGACUACUACACAAUCAUUAAGAAGCCCAUGGAUCUGAACACAAUCAAAAAGCGACUGGACAAUAACUACUACUGGAAAGCUAUGGAGUGUUUGGAGGACUUCAACACCAUGUUCACCAACUGCUACCUGUACAACAGGCCUGGAGACGACAUAGUCCACAUGGCCCAGUCCCUGGAAAAGUUCUUCCUGGACAAGGUGAAGGAUAUGCCCCAGGAAGAGACGGAGGUGAUCGCCAUGACGACCAAGGCUCCGGGGAAGGGUAGGAAGACGUCAGCAGGUCUGGUAAAGCAGAGGCCCCACUCCCCGGUGUCAGAGGUGGUGUUCCAGCAGACAGUGACGGUCAUCCCUCCUGAGGCCCUCCACACUAUGCCCAGCACCCCCCUCUCUGCUCAGAUCACUGCAAAAAUCAAGAAAGGUGUGAAGCGAAAAGCAGACACCACCACCCCGGGCGGGCCCCCCCUGCUGCCCCCCUCCAGUGAGUCGCCUGCGGCCCCGGCCCCAAUGUUGGCCCCGGCUCUGGUCCCGGAGCCAACGGUGGGAGUGGCCACCGGCCCGGCGGGGGCCAAGGCCCUGAAGCUGUGCUCGCGGCGGGGCAGCGGCCGGCCCAUCAAGCCGCCGUGCAAGGACCUGCCCGACUCGCCCCAGCAGCACCACGGGCCCAAGAGGCCCAAGCUGCCCGAGCGCCUCAAGCACUGCUGCGCCAUCCUCAAGGAGCUGUUCGCCAAGAAACACUACGCCUACGCCUGGCCCUUCUACAAGCCCGUCGACGUGGCGGCCCUCGGCCUGCACGACUACUACGACAUCGUGCAGCAGCCCAUGGACAUGGGAACCAUACGGAAAAAAAUGGACAACCGUGAGUACACGGAUGCCUUGCAGUUUGCGGCUGACAUCCGGCUGAUGUUCUCCAACUGCUACAAGUACAACCCCCCGACGCACGAGGUGGUGGCCAUGGCUCAGAGGCUCCAGGAGGUGUUUGAGUCGCGCUUCGCCAAGAUUCCCCCGGAGCCGGUGAAGAGCGAGUUCGGGGGUCGGCCGGCGGGCCCGCGGGAGAAGAGGAUCCUGGGAAGCCCCUCCAGCUCGGAGAGCAGCGGCAGCUCCUCAGAGUCCGACAGCUCAUCAGAGUCAGAGGAGGAGGACGAGGAGACGCGAGCCAAACACCUGGCCAACCUCACACAGCAGCUAAAGGCCAUGCACCAACAGUUGCAGCUGCUGUCCCAGGUGCCCGUGCUCAAGCCAAAGAAGAAGGAGAAGGAGAAGUCCAAGGAGAAGAAGCGGAGGAAGGACAAGGAGAGGGAGAAGGAGAAGGAGCUCUCCUCCAAACGCAAAUGGGACGACUCCAGCAAGGCCCACAAGACCAAGAGCAAGGGCCUGAAGAAGGGAAGCAAGGCCGGCCCCCAUAAGGACUUCUUGGCGAUGUCUGACGACGAGGUCCCGGUGCUGCCCAUGACGUACGAGGAGAAGCGGCGCCUCAGCUUGGACAUCAACAAGCUGCCGGGCGACAAGCUGGGCAAGGUGGUGGCCAUCAUCAAGGCCCGCGAGCCCGCGCUCCGCGACACCAACCCAGAGGAGAUCGAGAUCGACUUCGAGAUGCUCAAGCUGUCCACGCUGCGCACGCUCCAGGCCUUCGUGCAAACAUGCCUCCGCAAGCGACGCAAGAACCCUGACCCAGAGAAAAAGGCCCAGAAGUCCAAAGGAGAGAAGUCCGGCUCCAAGAAAGAAGCUGACAAACAGAACGGAGGAGAAGAGGCCCCGAAGAGAACGAAAGCCAAGAAUGAGCCCUCUGCAGUAGUGGGUGAUGUGGGCCCGCCCUCUCGGCUGAGUGACAGCAGUUCUUCCUCCAGCUCUGGCAGCAGUAGUAGUGAUUCUAGCUGCUCUGAUAGCAGUGACUCUGAAUCAGAGAAGAAAGCAAAGAAGAAACACCACAAAACCACCGGCCACAAAAGCAAAGUAAAAACAAAGGAGUUGAAGCGGGCAGCCCUUGCGAAGGAGGGCCUGGUAAGAGAGGACCCCGGCGCGUUGUCUGUUCCACCUGCUGCCCUGGAGGCUGCUGCCUCCUCCUCCACCACCACCACAGUGUCUAAAAGCCUGGCUGUGCACCAUGGCCUUCUGCCGCCAGCGCACAGCAUGCGAUCACCUCCAGCCUUACACAGCUGCCUGCCCCCCCAGCCGGCACCCCCCAGCACCAAAGCAGCCGCUCUACCUCGUAAACCGCGGCCCGGCCUCCCUGCCCAGCCCCCCCAGGAGCAGGAGCUCCCCACGCCUGACCCCCCCUUGACCUCCUCGACCACCACCCCCUCCACCCCUCCCUUACCGCCGCCCUUAGCCCCCAGCCCCACGCCUUUAGACCGCGCCACCUCGGCCACACACACUCCCGCCCACACCCCUCCCUUCACUCUAGUCAGCACCAGUGCCCCUAGCUCUCCUCCUCCUCCUUCUCCUCCUUGCCUUGUUCUCCCACCACCGCUGGCGAGCCUCGACGCCCCCCUCCCUCAGCCGCAGCCCCCCCUCCCGCAGGACUCCGGAGAGGAGCUUGGCUCCCCAAGCGUCUUGGCCAACCCGCCGCGGCCCAGUAGCGCUACCCAGCCUGAGGAAGUGCCGCCCCUCUUAUCGCCUCUUACCUCGCCGCCUGGUCUCCCCUCAUCCUGUCCAGAGCUCAACACGGCUGCUCGACAACGGGACGAAUCGGGAGGAGAUCGCUCACCGCACUCCAAACUGCAGGGUGCUAGACAUCCUGAUGGGGAGGAUCCACUGAGGCCCAAUGCAGACCUGGCCAAAACUGGUCAGCCCAAAAAGGGCAUCGUGGUGAAGAACGUGGACUCGUGGGCCAGCCUGGCCAAGAUCUCGUCACUGCCCUCCUCCACCCUCAAGGCGUCCAAGGAGGCCUUCCAGCAGUUCCGCAGGGUUGCCAUGGAGAAGGAGGAGAGGGAGCGGGCCGUCAGGAGGCAGCAGCUGGACCCGGCCGCACGCGACCGCAAACUACCGGACAAGAGCGGCCCUCCGCAGCCUGCCGUGCCUGCUGCGAGGUCUGAGCCGGAGCCCCUGGCGCGUCAGGACUCUCUGGAGUCGGGGGAGCUGGCCAUCAUGGCGGAGAUCCUGGACCAGCCCAAAGCAGCCGAGACGCAGCCGGCCGAACCUGAGGCCCCCACGCCAGCCGCCGCCCCCAGCAGUGCCGCGAGCAACGCGGAGAUGGCCCGUCAGAGGGAGAUGCUCCGCAAGAGGGAGCAGGAGCGCAGGCGCAGAGAGGCCAUGGCUGUGAUUGACAUCUCCAUGCAGAGUGACAUCAUGGCCACGUUUGAGAAGAACCUGGACUGAGCUGAGCUGAGCUGAGCUGAGUUGACUUGAACUGGUCUGCAGCAAGUGUAGUCAGUCUGGACUGAGCUAAUCUGAGCUGCGGCUGGUUAAAUCUCAUCAUCCACCCCAGAUCAUCCAGAUCGCCGCCCUCCCCAGCUCGCUCCACCACCACCAAGGCCAAGCAUGGAGCCCUGCGGCUACUGAAGACACAUCACGACUGCACCCCACCCCCACCUCCAUCUCACCUUCCUAUACCGCAUCGCAUCGCUCACCGCAGAGCAGACCGCCACUGCGCUGGAUGCCUGAACUAUCAAACUUUAAAAACACUCUAGACGACAGAAAUGGGUCAUUGCGUUAAAAAAUAGUUGGUCGAGUCUGGAACCACAAGAAGAAAAAAAGAACAGAGUUCGGGGCAUUUCUGAUCUAAGAGAUUGUGACGAAACAUGCAUCCUGUAUAUAGUGUACAGUGUUAAAUAUAUAAAUAUAUAUAUAUAGAAAUAUACACGUUGGUAUAUGGCUUAAUGAGGACCAGAUUCUUGCCUUUUUUCUCAAAAUAAUCGUUCCUGGCGUCUACAGGAACCUGCUGCACUGAGUGGCUGUUCAGUCUUUGACAGCAAACCUUUAAAAAAAAUAAAAAAAUAAAAAAUGAAGAAGACAAAAAUAAAGACACAAAUUUGGGAAGGGGAACGAAAAAAGAAUGUACAGAGUAGAGUGUUGAAGACGUGUAGACUGACCUCCGUCUGUCUUCCUUAGCGCCUGAAGUAUCUCUCUCUCUCUCUCUCUCUCUCUCUCUCUCUCUCUCUCUCUCUCUCUCUCUCUCUCUCUCUCUCUCUCUCUCUCUCUCUCUCUCCCUCUCUCUCUCAUCUUCCUGUCAUUACAUAGAGCGUUAAUGAAGAGGUCUAUCAUCUGAAAAAGUAUCAAGUUGACAAAAAAAAGAAGAAAAAAAACAAAUCCAUACAUUCCAGCGGUUCCAGCUUGAGUGUGGUAUCCCAUUCACUUCACUUCACGGCUCAAGUGUUUCGAGGCAGUCUGGAGACUGUACUGUACUGUAAUAAUGAACAGGGUGGUUUGUGAUCAUCGCCCUGAUUUACAACCUCAUGCUAUUUCAUUUGCUCCUCUCUCUCUCAGUGAUGCAACACUCCAGUAUGUUAUAAGUGUUAUAUUUGUCAUUAUUUAAAAACGGAGGGAAAAAAAACAAAUACUUUUCACUUUUCUAUUUACCCAUUUCUUUUGUCGGAUAACACGAUAGGCUUAUAAAGGCAUAUGAAAGUGUUCGGUAAUCUGUAAUAAAGAGUUUACAUAUUUUGUUACUGUAUAAGUACUGGUUAAAUGCUCCUUUUGUAUGAUUAUUUUGGCUUUAAUAUUAUUAUUAUUAUUUAGUUGUAGCCUGUUGUAUUGCCAAAUAUCAGUUUCCAGUGCAUGGGAUUGCUGAGGGCCUUGAUCUGAUGGAAGAUUCUGUCAAUUGAUGAUAAAAAUGUGGCAUUUUUUUGUAUUUCUCACCCCUCUCUUCAUUUAUAUCAUUCAAAGCUAAUGUGUUUAAGCUAAGGUUCAACACGUCAUCUAGUGCACACUUAGUUUAAGAAGGAAAAAAAAAAGAAUAGUUUGAUCGAAUUUGCCUCUCUCUCCAAGUCUGCUGUUUGACUUUGACUAGCACGGCCACUUUAUGCGCCCUGGUGCCCUUAGGCUCCUGUGCAAAUGAAAACAAGAAAACGGUGCCAUGGCAUCAAGUGUGGCCCUUGUUUAUCAGCUGUGCUGUGUGCCCACCAUGUCUUAAUCACAGAAUGUUCAAAAGUGUUGUGGCAACUGAGAACCUUUUCUGACCUGCAGAGGUUAUGUUUUUUGAUAUUUUACUCUUUUUGUUUUUGUCCAAACGUACGGUUAUGGCCUAUUUGUCUAUUUCCUUCAACAUGCCCAAUAGCACUUUAUUCUGUAUCUCACGGUAUGAGAGCAUGUUAUGCUAUUAAAAAAAAUAAUAAUAUAUAAUUUGCAGAAGACUCGUACUGUAGAAGUUGAAGCAUUAAACAGAACAGUAUUUUCCGUAUGAA